AUGAACUGUAAAAGAGAACUGAGAAUAAUAUGUUGCGAGAGACCGAAGAACCCCAACUGGUCAAGAUCCAAACAGACUGGAUUAACCGUGACCUCUCCCGCGUACGGAUCAUCGUAUCGGCAUCCAGAGAGGAAUAUGAUUGUGUUUCUCGUUGUCGUCAGCCUCGCCCUCAGCGGUGGACUGGGGGCACCCACCACUGCGGUGUACAAGUUUGUCAAGUGUAACCCUGAGGGAGACCAAGCCAACUGCAUCACGCACCAAAGUACCAACAUGGAGUGGAAUCCGGAUUUACCAUCAAAACUCCCCGCCUCGGCUGCCCAGUACCUAGAGGCUGAGCCGGAGGAGGAUGAGCGAGAUGCAGAGGAGGAGUAUCCUGAGGAUUACGAAUAUCCAGUGGAGGAGGAGGAAAAUCCAGAAGAGGAGGAGUAUCCUGAGGAAGAGGAGGAGGAGGAGGAGUACAAGUCUCCGGAGGUCUAUAUAUCUGAGGGCGGCUCUGGGGACGAAGGCUCUGGCUUCAUGGUGGACUUGACCAUGGCUGAAAAUGGCUCUGGAGAACGCAUGGACAUACAAACCAAAGGUGGCCGUAUCAUUUAUAAGCAAAACUGGGGGGACAUACUUGAUGAACAAAAACCAGCCAAGGAGGAAAUGAAGGAAGACCAUCUUCUUCAUCUGUAA
Messenger RNA from Knipowitschia caucasica, 675 nucleotides. Lineage: Eukaryota; Metazoa; Chordata; Actinopteri; Gobiiformes; Gobiidae. The record is from the annotation of a GenBank genome assembly.